GACACUUAUGCCGAUAUGAGUGAGCGCAGCAUUAAAUGCGCCCUUUGGCUACAGAAGCAAGGCGUUAAGCCCGGCGAUAUAAUCGGUCUUUGCUGUGAUAAUGACAUGAACGCAAUCAUAAUUAUGUUGGGUAUUAUGUACAUAGGUGCUAUAUCUAAUCCUUGGGAUAACGAUUUGUCUCCAAUGACAGCACGAUAUUUUCUCUCGUUAAUAUCACCAAAAAUAGUUUUUACGAUGCCAUCAUUGGUUCCGAGUUUAGAAGAAGCAGCGAAAAAGUUACAAAUAAAUAUGAAAAUAGUAGUUUCCCAUAAAUUAAAUGGAUACACAUCUAUGGAGGAUAUCUUGAGUGGUCACGAUAUUAAUAAGAUUACCGAAUUUAAAUGUGCCAAAAUCAGCAACCCAGACGAUGUUGCUCUCAUCUCCCUCUCAUCAGGUACUACGGGAAUGCCAAAGGGUACCGAGAUAUCGCAUUCAUCUUUAUAUAAUUGCCUACUUCCCGAGAAAGUCACGGAACUAGAAGGUCAUACUUGUCUGUGGACACAUACAUUACGUUGGCACUACGGGGUCCAGUUGUCAUUUCAAGCCAUCUUAGCCUAUUCGACAAAUAUUCUUGCACCUUGCAGCAUAAUACUUAACGACGACGAUGAGGCAAUAUGCCGAUUUAUUGAAAAAUAUCAAAUAACAUGGUUUUCCACCGAGCCAGGCAUGCUAAUUCGAUUUUAUAAAAACGAUUUAUUGGAGAAAUAUAAAUUGCUGACUUUGAAAGAGGUGAUGAGUGCUGGUGCUAAUUUAGGAAGAGAGCAUUAUUUAGCCUUGGCAAAGAAAUUACCUCAUGCUUUUAUUAAGACUGGCUAUGGAUCUACAGACUCAGCAGCUGACGUAACCGUUAUGAUCAAAGAUUGCAAACCAGGAUCUAUUGGUUUUGUCGCACCCAACGUUCGAAUAAAAGUGACGGAUGUAGAAACUGGGAAAACUUUGGGAGCUUAUCAAAAUGGAGAGUUACGUUUGAAACUGCCUUGUGUAAUGAAUGGCUAUUAUAAGAGACCUGAAGAGACUAAACGAGCUUUCGAUUCUGACGGUUGGUUACUUAGUGGUGACAUAGGAUAUUAUGAUGAUGAUGGAAAUAUUUUCUUCAUCGAUAGAAUAUCCGAAUUUAUCCUUUUCCAUGGAAUUAAUAUUUCUGCAGCAGAAAUAGAGCAUGUUUUAAAGAUACAUUCUGCGAUAUCUCAAGUAGCAGUAAUAGGAAUACCACACGAAAUUGCGGGUCAUCAUCCAAUGGCUGUCGUUUCUCGAACACCGAAUAAAACGGUAACAGAAAAGGAGCUUCACGACUUGGUGGCAAAGAACCUACCAAAAUACUGUAUGCUUCGCGGUGGAAUUAAGUUUCUCGACGAACUGCCGCGCACAACUACAGGCAAAAUAGCGAAGAAGCAACUGCGAGAUAUAAUCAAAGAUAACAUCUUAUUAGGUCCAGAAUAUCCAAUUUAUAAAAAACCUAUUAAUGUAGCUGAAAAAAUUCUAGAAACCUUGAAAAGUAAACCUGAUUGUAUCGGCCAGAUAGACGCUCUUACGGAUAAACAAACCACUUAUGCCGAAAUGAGUGAUCGCAGUAUUAAAUGUGCACUUUGGUUGAAAAAGCAGGGUGUAAAAUCAGGCGAUAUAAUUAGUGUUUGCACCGACAAUAAUCUAGACGCGAUUAUAGUAUUGUUGGGCAUCAUGUAUUUAAAUGGAAAAUGCAACACAUGGGAUCAUGAACUUUCCUUAAUAACGGCACGAAACCUUCUCUCGCUGAUGUCACCAACAAUAAUUUUUACAAUCCCAUCAUCAGCUGCGAAUUUGACUAAUGCAGCAAAGGAGUUGAAAAUGAAUGUAAAAAUAGUGGUUUUUGGCAAGCUAGAUGGAUAUGAAUCAAUAGAUGAUAUUUUAAAGGGUCACGAUAACCAUGAGAUUGUCGAUUUCAAAUGUACUCCGAUUAGCAACCGGGAUGAAGUUGGUAUUAUUGUUCUUUCUUCAGGUACUACGGGUAUGCCAAAGUGUACUGAAAUCUCGCAUUCUUCUAUAAUGCAUAAAUGUCUAUUAUCUGCCGAAAUGAAAGAUCACGUUUGCAUAUUUACACCGACAAUACGUUGGCACUAUAGUAUUACACUUGCAUUUAAGAUCAUUUUAGCAUAUUCAACCAGAAUUGUUGUACCAGACUAUGUGAUAGACAACGAUAUGAAUAAUCUGUACGAGUUCAUCGAGAAAUAUCGAGUAACAAUGUUUGCUGUUGAUCCAUUCAUUCUAAUCAAAAUGCUUAAGGAGGACAUAUUAGCGAAAUAUCAAUUGACAACAAUAAAAGUUGUUAUUACUACUGGUUCUAUUUUUCCAAAACAAUAUCAAGAAAUGUUGAUUAAAAAAUUACCAAAUGCUUUAAUUAAGAACUGUUAUGGAUGUACCGAUUCAGGAGGUGAACUUUCCAUCCAAAAUAAGCACAGUAAACUGGGAUCUGUUGGUUUUCCUUCACCUAACGUUCAAAUAAAGGUGACGGAUACACAAACCGAAGAAGUUUUGGGAGUUAAUAAAGUUGGAGAACUACGUAUUAAAACUCCCUGUGUAAUGAACGGUUACUACAAGAAUCCCGAAGCUACCAAAAAAGCUUUCGAUUCUGAUGGUUGGUUAUGCAGUGGCGAUGUAGGAUAUUACGACGAUGACGGAGAAAUCUUCAUCGUCGGCAGAAUAUCGGAUUUCAUUCUUUUUAGAUCAAUCAAUGUCUUGCCCGCGGAAAUUGAAGCUGUUUUACAGACUCAUCCUGCGGUAUUCCAAGCGGUGGUAAUAGGAAUGCCUCAUGAAAUCGAUGAGCAACAUCCAAUGGCUAUUGUCUCAAUCAUACCAGGUAAAACGAUAACAGAGCAAGAGCUAAUCAGUUUAGUGGAAACAAAUCUACCGGAUCACUGCAGACUUCGAGCUGGUGUCAAAUUUGUAGAUAAACUUCCAUAUACAGCUACCGGCAAAAUCGCAAAGGGACAGUUGCGACGUAUGUUCGUGAAUUAAAUUACUGAAUUAUACAGUGCAUAUCAAAAG
This is a messenger RNA of Cyphomyrmex costatus, 3060 nucleotides long. RefSeq names its product luciferin 4-monooxygenase. The record is from RefSeq and is a predicted model, not a curated record. Gene Ontology annotation, molecular function: CoA-ligase activity. The transcript is spliced from 13 exons. Bases 16 to 3030 code for a protein of 1004 amino acids. NCBI's taxonomy places the organism in Eukaryota, Metazoa, Arthropoda, Insecta, Hymenoptera, Formicidae.